AUGGGUCCCUGUACGGCCUCCCAUUGCUGCUGUCUCCAUCGCCACACUCUGCCAUGUGCCACUUUCAGGUCUCCUCACACUCCUGCUGGGUUCCAUUUUGUCAUAGGUUGCUGUAUGGCCUCUUCCCAUUGCUGCUGCCCUCCACCACCGCCACACUGUGGCUCCAAACACUGGUUUUGGCCCCGUGACUGGCCAAAUGAGUGAAGUGUGCGGUGAUUCUAAGAUCGACGGCACUCAUCUGCAUGUCAUACUGACUGACAGUAUUAUUUCUCUUCCCCAGCAGACUCCAAGGGCAUUUAAAUUAAAGGUACAGUGUUCUGCACUAAUAUUA
Staurois parvus is the source of this 331-nucleotide messenger RNA. NCBI's taxonomy places the organism in Eukaryota, Metazoa, Chordata, Amphibia, Anura, Ranidae. The record is from the annotation of a GenBank genome assembly.